UAAUUUUUCCGUUGAAAUUCUUUGCAAAAUUUUAACGAAAUGAUUUUUUUUUCGACAGCGCCGGCGGGAAGAAUGCGAGCGAAAGGCGAGGAGAGGGGAGAUGGACCCUCGUUUGGAGUUUACAUUUCAACUCCUUAUGGACGCCACGGGGUUGCCGAGAAACGAAAUUAUGGACCACGUUUUCGAAGGAGAUAUGUUGGACGAGAUAAAUCAACUAUUUCUACCACACAUGAAAACCAAAUUGAUGUGGUUUUAUCAAGACAUGGAGGAACCUUCUCCAGAGCCCGUCGUGGAUCCCAACAAACCAGGCCCCAGUAGACAACUCCAGCCAAGCACCAGCAGAGGAAAUCUAUUACAGCAACAUCUCACCUACAAGAAAAAACUAUUUUUAACUGACGGAAUCAGCGUACCAUUGACAGGAACUUUAAUUUAUAUUUUCAGAACCAACAGUGGAAAGCAGUUGCCUGAAGAAGGUUUUCAAAAGGAUCUUUUCUGUGGUAUAAUUGACUCACAUAAUGUGGGAUUAGUCACCAGUAUUCAAAGAGUGAUAGAAUAUGUAUUUAUGGAAGUCCUAGCACAUCCUAGUCUUGAUUGUGAAGAUGAUGCAGCCAGUUGUCCAAUGGUUAAAAAUAAUUUACUGCCAAAUCUAAGAUCUUUUUGCAGUGUUUUAAAAGUAUGCGAAGAAGUAUGUGGAGGUGGUAAUUUAUUUGACGACGGCAAGACAAUAAUGGCCAAUAAUGACGCAGAAGAACUUAAAGAAAUCGCAAAGCAACCCGAUCAAGUGAUUCCUCUAGAGAACAGAGUGAAAGUGUGGAUAAAAAAAUUAGACGAAAUUCUGAAAGAAAGUGAACAAAUCCGAAGAGAAAAUGACUCAUCAGGUCCCCAAGACGAACUGGAGUAUUGGAAGAAAAGGGGAGCUCAAUUUUCGCAAAUCGUGAAUCAAGUAAAUACGCCGGAAGUCCAAAUGACCAUUUUGUGUUUGAAAUUAGCACAUGCAAAAAUUUUGAAGGAAUGGAGGGAGACCGAUAAAAAAAUAACGUUUUGCUAUAACGAGGCCAAGGAUAACGCUAAAUUUAUACAAGCUUUAGAAACAAAAUGCCAUUCGUUGUAUCUGGAUGAUCCGGUUAAAAUGAGAAGAUCUAUUAUGGGGCUUUUGCAAACAGUCAGAUUGAUUCACAGCGUUUCUCAAUUUUAUAACACUUCAGAAAGAACGUCUGCUCUUAUGGUCAAAGUAAGAACAAACAUGUUUUUUAAAACUACUUAUCUACUAAAAUAA
This is a messenger RNA of Psylliodes chrysocephalus, 1276 nucleotides long. The record is from the annotation of a GenBank genome assembly. Lineage: Eukaryota; Metazoa; Arthropoda; Insecta; Coleoptera; Chrysomelidae.